AUGUCAAAAGAAAGUGUAAAUAAAACAUACGAAAACUGAAAAAAAAAUUAAAUAAAUCUUCAUAAUGUCUUUUAAUCCCAAUGUCUCUUUAAUAGAUUUGGGAAAGCAACUUCCUUUCGAUAUAGAUGACAACAUAAAAAGUGAAAUAUGUUUUGGUGAGACACUUGUUAUAAGUUGUGGUCAUUAUGAAGGCGACAUUGAAACGGAGUCAACAGAUUCUGAUUGGUCAUGCUAUGAGAGUACAGAGAGUGAAAGUUCGGAGGAAGUAAAAAACGAUACAGUGUUUGAAGUAAAAGAUCAUGUUGAAGAGGAAGCGGUUGCUCAGGAAGAAGUCGCAGAGGAAGAGCACGACUUUCACAUAUAUUUCUUUCCUGACUGCAAUAAGCCGCUUCCUUCCCAAGAUAGUAAAGCAAGCAUACUUAUAGAAGAUGGCAUGCCAAAAGUUAAUCCCGCUGCCCAAGAUUUUACUUUUUGUACAUGUGAUGUAGACAAUACGGGAAAAUGUUCAUGUUUUGUAAAAUUGCCAUGUAAGUGUGGAGCAACAGUUGCGGAAGAAUGUACUUGUGCCAAAUUGCACGACAUCUGCAUUUGUAACGAAGGAAAACCGCAAGUGACAUGUUCUUGUAAAGGUAGCGAUGUAUGUGUAUGUCUCCCUGGUGAUAAGAUGCACGCUACUUGUGUAUGUGAAGAAGUCAAUAAGCCUUGUGUUUGUCUUCCUGGUAAAUUUCCAACGCCCAUUUGUGUUUGUAAACAUAAACCUAAAUACGAGGUAGAUAUUAAAAAAACAUCUGAGAAUGGAGAAGGAGGACAAGGAAAUGCAAUUGAAACAGAUAACUCUAUUAAAGUCGACGAGCCAUGCGAUUGUCAACAGAUAGAAUUGAAACCUCCUUGCUUGUGUUUAAAAAGUGAAACAUGCGUAUGUGAGACUGUAUGCGUUUGUGAUAUUCGAAAGCCGUGUAUUUGUGAGCCGACUGAGAGUAAAGAAAAAGUUUGUUUAGGCGAUGACACGAAAUCUGUUUGCAGCUGUGCGGAACAAAAAAUGUGUACAUGUGACGCUGAUACCCCUGAAAACUGCAAAUGUUUUCCAAAAGUAAUUUGCACUUGUGGUGAUCCAGAGAAUUGUAAAUGCUUUGCUAUUUGUGAUUGUACAGAACCAUGUAUCUGCGAUACACAUAUAAAAAAUGUUGAGUCGGAGGAAUGUCCUUGUUUAACUACGCCGAAGAGACUCAAAGAUGGCGUGUGUACAUGCGCGGUUAAAAAAGAAGAAGAUAGAACUUUAAAAAAAGUGCGUGCCGGCGAGCAUGGCUAUCGCUGGUGUCAUACAGUUGAUCCAAAACAUACAUAUUUUGAUUAUGGUUAUGGACGUCAUGAUAAGAUAUCUUACAAGGAACCAGUACUGGAAAAAGUCAAAAUAUUAGGACUCAACGAGGAAAAACCGGACGAAGAAGUGUGUGUAGUGCACGGAAUUCAAGCCCCUCCAUAUAAAAAGAAUAUUAGGAAACCUUCUUUAGACUGUUGUAGUUCCGUUGGAGGUAUAAGUAUUUGCGUUGAGACUCUCGGAGAAGAUAAAGAUAGAUUCCUUGUCCAAGUUGUGUCGCAUUCUUCUAAGGAAGGGGCUAAAAGUGGGUCUAAAUUAGUCAGCAUUUUAGAUACUAAUCUACAUACAAUGGAGGAAAGCAGAAUUGAGCACAUUACAAAGAAACAUGUUACAAAAGAACGAAGAAAUUACAUAGCAAUAUGUGAAAGCGGCUACUAUAAUAAAGUAACGCGUAUUUGCGGCGAACAACACGUUGUGCGGCGAUUGUACCAUACCUUCGAAGCCGCACAUAAUUUCCUACUGGAAGGUGCGAACGUGGUACUACUUAGGUAUUUCGGUAUUCGCAGGUACAGAGGCAAUAUCAAGACGGAGACUGUGCUAAUGGACGGGACAGUUUGCGAAAGUAUUUAUGUAUGUCUUGGAGUGAGUCAAGCUAUUGUGAAUGGUAAGCCUUUGUUUGUGGUAAAGGUGGAGCGUCACAUUAUAGCGCCUUCUGGAUUCAUUCAUCAAACUUUAACCGUCUUAACUCUCAGAGGAUACAUCGUGAGUCACGAGUGGGCUGAUACAAACUACAUAUUACAUUUGAAUCCCCUUCUGCGUGUUGUGCCUGAGAAGGAUGAGAUCGAGGUUCAUGCCCCGCUGCGUGAUAAGUGGCGUGACGAUCUCCAGCUGUUAUCAGAUUACUUGGACUUCAAGAGCAUUCGAUCAUCGGAAGGCGGACGAUAUGUGACAGAAAGCGGGGCACUUACUGGCACGAUCCGCGACUAUCUACAGGCUCUCCUCCUUUUGCGACCACACGACGCCCUGAACUUCACAAGACAUUACUUCGGAUCGGCUUUAUCGGCACUAGAUCUACCUAACAACGAGUACUUCGACCCCACUUCCAAACACGUGAGGUACUAUUUCUUCGAGGAGUAGAAAUGUGAUUUAACACCGAAGUUCAAAAUUGAUUUAAAAAUAUUAGUUUCGGUGCCACGAAGCGGUCCAUUUAAAUUUCUGUCACAUGAAAAUCCUAUUCAAUUUCAACGAAAAUGACAAAUCUCGGAUUAUUUCAGACACAUUUUGAAGUAUUUACAUUCAGUGUGAUUUUAGUGCAAAUUUUAUUCUUACAAAUCUUUUGUUGAAUAUUUCCAUUACUAUAAAAUUAAUUUGAAUAUAGACAUUUAUAAACGUU
Messenger RNA from Manduca sexta (tobacco hornworm), 2711 nucleotides. RefSeq lists its product as uncharacterized. The transcript has 7 exons. The record is from RefSeq and is a predicted model, not a curated record. Lineage: Eukaryota; Metazoa; Arthropoda; Insecta; Lepidoptera; Sphingidae. Bases 65 to 2455 code for a protein of 796 amino acids.